CUCUAAUCCCUUUUCUCUCCAACUACCCGGGCUUGCUGUAGUCAGAGUACAAACCUUUUUCUCUUCCUCUUUAACUCCCUCUUCCUCUCCGGAAGUUGAAGAAGACCUUCUGCAACGUCCUCUCGCGAUUGAGCUUCACGUCAGAUCCAGAGACGACUAUGUCCGGGAACUCCAAUUGCAGUGUUUACAUAGGCAAUCUAGAUGAGAGGGUGACAGAGAGGGUCUUGUAUGAUAUAUUAAUCCAAGCAGGACGAGUGGUAGAUUUGCACAUUCCUAAAGAUAAGGAAACUGAGAAACCGAAAGGUUAUGCCUUUGCAGAAUAUGAAACUGAGGAGAUUGCAGAUUAUGCUGUCCGUCUUUUCUCGGGCCUUGUAACUCUCUAUAACCGAACACUCAAGUUUGCAAUGUCUGGGAGAGACAAGACUACCCUUAAUGGCUCUACAGCAGUUACCCCCACAUCAAAUUCUUCUCAAAGGUCAAGGCCAUAUGCAGUCCCAAUAAAUAAUUCAGAAAAUUUUCAGCACCCUGCCAGGCUAUCAACUUCUGAUCGAUAUUCAGAUUAUGCAGUAAAUCAUUCCCAAGUUCCUCCUAUUCGUGUAACUAGUGGGAAUGGAUCUCACUAUAGUGGCAACAAUUAUGAAUACAGCAGGAGAGCUUUUGGGGCAACAUUGGAUAGCAUUAGCCGUAAUAGGUCACGCCGCUUUGAUAGAAGUAGCCCAAUCUCUUACCCAUAUUACUAAAUAUUUUCCAAAGAUCAGUGAAGUAACAGACUAAUCUUUCAUUAAAUAUUAGUCAUUAGCGAUAAUAGAAUGUAAAUGGGAACUAUUCAAUAUUUAGUAGAAUGUAUACCUAUUUAUUUCACUCUCCAGGUGGCUCGGUCCUUAUGAACUUAAUGUUUGUAGUUUUCUCUGUAGUGAGGAAAUCUUUAUAUUUAGUUCUGUAGGUUGAACUCAAAUCAAGCAGUUCUAUCUUUUCACUUGCCUUUCUUUCAGCUUUGGUUGUAGUGUGAUGUGGUUUCUAACAUUUCAUUAUCUAAAAUUUCUGUAUUGAUUGUUUCCUAACGAAUAGGAGCAAACUGUUGUUUGGUUUUCCUUUAUGCCAAUGAAAUUUGUAAUUUUGUUCGAA
This is a messenger RNA of Vigna radiata var. radiata (mung bean), 1125 nucleotides long. Its product is annotated as protein HSH49. The record is from RefSeq and is a predicted model, not a curated record. The coding region runs from base 159 to 740 and encodes 193 amino acids. Gene Ontology annotation, molecular function: RNA binding. NCBI's taxonomy places the organism in Eukaryota, Viridiplantae, Streptophyta, Magnoliopsida, Fabales, Fabaceae. The transcript has 4 exons.